AAUCCAGUAUUGUCACCUCGACAAAUAUCCAACAUGGAAGCUGAACACACAUUUUCUGCUGGUGGCACCAAACUCCCAAUCGAGGUUGUUUUGUUGAUUGUUGAGAAUCUGCUCCCUCAAAAUGAUGCGACGCGACCGAUCCUCCCCGCAUCACAUCCUAUCACGAAGACACUCGUGUCUUUGACGACGGUGUGCAAAGCAAUACAUCCCACUGCUAGCAAACUCCUCUGGCAAAACUGUCUCUACAUAGAUACAAAGUCAAAACUUCGUAGGUUCAGACGAUACAUCUCGCAAAAGAGCCCAAUCACCGGGCGGUCACCAUGUGAAGCCUAUGGCUCGACGAGACUAUAUCUCAGCCCGUUACAUUACAAGUUUGACACUGCUUCUACUUAUGAAUCUGUCGCCCCGUCUGUUCGCCGUGGUAAGGAGAAACCUGGCCGUAUGAGCGACGGCUCCGACAGUGACAUGGAAAGUGAUCAGAGUGAAGAAUGGACCGAUGGAUCACAACCCGGGAGUCAUCGCGUACCUCGUUCAAGAUCUCCUGUGGAUGAUGGAUAUUCUGUGUACUCAACGCAUAAUUGGAGAGACGCACCAAUGCAGGACCUUCGAACGAUCCACAUUCUCAAAGACGUUCUCAUUACUCUUGCACCAGUCCUCAAGACCAUCAUCGUGGAUAUGCCCUUGAGAGAUUUAAGUCCUACACAAAACAAAGACAUCUUGGAGCCCCUCAGACAGGGGUUCGAGGCUCUGGUCAACAUCGAAGAACUUAUCAGUGUUAAAGACGAAUUAUACGUUGAUACGGAUACUGAAGUUAUACAACCCCAUGUCUUUAUCAAAUGGCCGAAACUGCGACGUUUAUGUCUGUACAACGUCAUGGCUGCGGAUACAUUCUUCGAAGAUAUGGCCUCGUGUCCCCAAUUAGAUACGGCUGUUUUCGUACGGCCUGAUCUCGCAGAUGAUGUCAAAGGAGAGUGGGCGGUGGCCUGGGCCAAAAUCAACCUCCGAGAAACGAAGGAUGACGGUUCAGUAUAUAAAGGGCCCAAGAUCUCAAUGGCUUUCUGCGACUGGCCGCCCUACCUAUAUGACUUCAGUAGCAAGAUACCUCACUGGCAAGAAGUUGACCCUGACAACAAAAUCACUGUUUCAACCGUGGCUACGCAUGAAAGAUACGAUAGAAGAUCAAGAAGAAGGGGGCCCAUUGCCUCAUGUCAGGAUUGGAUCAGGGAUCACGCUUUGAGAGGUACGAUUUGGAGUGAAGUUGAGAACAAGAGCCAGCCUUUUACUCCACCAAUAAUGUUUGAGGAGGGACAGGAUGAAGAGGACGAUGAUGAAUGGGUUGAUGACGACGAUGGCGAGGAUUGGAGUGACGAUAAUUCCGAUUUAUGGUGAUGAAUCUUACGAAUUAAAGAAUUUCGGCAGACCUUCACUACCUCAAGCUUAUUCUGUUGGUCAAAGUGGCACUCAAAAAGUCCUGUCAAUUUCUCGGCAGCUCUCAAUUCUCCAUGCUUACUGGGGCUUGUCCUUGGCCUCAUCGACCUGCAACUCAAAGAAACUCUCAAUCAAACUCAACGUGAUCAUAGCACUCGAGAACAGAAGCGAAACCUCAUCACCAAACUUGACAUCCUCCAACGGAUCCCUCACCAACUUUGCAUCACGAUCAGCAUCCAGCUGUCUCUUGGGCAUCUCCUCCGGCAACGGGUGGAACGGAAGACCAGAUGGUAGCUUCUGCGGCUCUUGAGGCUUGUCAUCCGGAAAUCCACCAAAGACAUCACCGCCUUCUUCGGGAGUAUCGGGUUCUUUACUCAAAAGCUCAAUGGCUUUCUUGUAAGCUUCAUUGUCGGGUUCUUGCUUUUGAAGACCUUCAAACAUCAGAUAUACUGCGCGGAUGACACUCUCGAGGGCGCCGACAAUCCAUGCGUGGUGGGAAGAGGAGGCUUCGCCGAUGAGAUACAGUUGACCGUAGGCGUUGGGCUUAAUGAUCUCUGACCACAUGUUGGAGAACUGGCUCGGGCCGAAGUAUGCAAAAGCACCAGACAUGUUCUCGUCUCUGUACCAAUCAUACGCAUGAUGGUCCUGAUACUGAUCCUUCAGAAGAGCGAGAAGCUGAUCGUAUGUGUAGUCGCUCUGCUUUGAGUGUAGCAGCGCAAGAUCGUGAAGAAGCACAGAGAGGAGCUGCUCUUCGUUCUUGGGCGUCUCGGGUGAGAUCAGAGAUCCAAUGCGCUGUGCAUCCUGACCCCAGGUGUACGAGCACAGAAGCACAGCAGGCUUGUUAGGGUCCCAAUCCUGGCCCUCGUUUGACUCAAUGUUGUAGGACGGAUACACACAAACCCGAAGAGGAAGAUCAGUAUGCGCAAUACCACCCUUCUUGAUGUUGAACGGAGGCUUCUGCCACCACGCCGUCUCAAACUUGAUACCAACCUUGCACGAAGCACCAUAUCCCAAAGCCCGAAUAGCUUGCUUGGUGCCCCAGAGAAGGCCCGCAUCCUUGAGAUCCAUUCUUUGAAGAGCACCGAGCGUUGUGCUAUUGAACACAGCAAAGUACUCCUUUUCCUUGACAACCUGGUUUUUAUUAAUGCGGAGUUUCAUCGACGUGAAGUCCUUGGGCUUGCGCUUCUUGCGCUCUUCAACCUGCGCGUCUAUGGCGACAACUUGGCUGUUGUAUUGGACGGGCUGUUUGAUCAUUUUUGCCAUACGGUGCGCGAUGGUUUGGGCGCCUCCAUCGAUACACCACCAGUAGUUGGUGGGUUGGCCAUCGAUUGGUUUGGGAGUUGCGAAGUCGAGUUCUUCAAGAACGCAUUCUGUGAGGGACUGGUCGUACCAGCCAGUGCCACUGAGGAGUGUCAGUACAGAUAUCUACCAGGAAACCUUGGGGCCACUCACUAUGUGGCAGACUCGAGCCACUCAAUGGUGUUGUAGUUGUACCCCGGGCCCUCGGGAAUGGGACCAGAAUUGUCCUUGGGUUUGCCCUCCCUCUUCUUUCUGUCACCAUCUCCCCUAACACGGCGUCAGCGUACUACAGUCUCCACUGGUGCUCUGGGUACUCACGAAGAGAGGAACUGACGAGUGC
This is a messenger RNA of Fusarium verticillioides 7600, 3067 nucleotides long. RefSeq lists its product as hypothetical. Lineage: Eukaryota; Fungi; Ascomycota; Sordariomycetes; Hypocreales; Nectriaceae. The record is from RefSeq and is a predicted model, not a curated record. The transcript has a single exon. Bases 34 to 1389 code for a protein of 451 amino acids.